CUGUAUUUUUCCGACAUCGAUUUUUUGUUCAUGCAAUAACGCAAGAUUUUAAUGUCACGCUCUAUACACACCGUUUCUUAUUUUUCUUCAUACACUCUAUGCUAUGCCAUAGAAAUGUCGGUGUUGAUUAGGUCGCUACAUACAUUAUAUAGCAUCUGUUACACAAAACUGGAGAUUGUUUGAUUUUUGCAGCAUAUGUCUCUACAUCUACAUGAUGUUUGGUUUUUGUUUAUUUCCGUGUUAUAGAAGUUAUUUAUGGCUCUUACAAUCCAAUUUUGUGGCAGUAUUAGCAAAGAUAAAAAAACAUGAAGCCAGGAGCAUUUGCAUUGAAUCCGCAUGCAGCAUCAUAUGUACCACUCUCUAAAAGAAUGGAUUGUGGUGGUAGUGGUGAUGAUGAUGGUCUGGUGUUUGCCAUGGCCCCUGCGCAGCAGAUAAGUUUCUCAGGGGUUGAAGUGUCAAAGCCGAAUAAAUCCUCUGAAAUGGCAUACAAGCAGAUCAGGGAUGAUGAUUUGGAUAUAGAGAUGGAGAUAGACAUGGAUAUUGAAUACCUUCUAGUCACAUUCUCUGGUCUCUCACAAGAGUCUAUUACUGAUGUUUACCUCGCCAAUAACGGUGAUCUUGAAGCUACCAUUGAGAUGCUGAAUCAGCUUGAGAUAUACAGCACUGAAUCUCAAGAAAACCUCCCAGAGACGCUUGAUAUUGGCAUUGGGGAUAUCUCUGAAUCAGGGCCUUCAACCUCAAAAGCUUCUGAAGUCGUUGCAUCAUCAUCAUCUGUUAUCCCUACUAAUGCACCUGUAUCGGCCUGAUCUAAUGAAUCCUUAGUUGUGAAGCUUUUUACUCUUAUCUUUUUUUUUUUGGUUUGCAUAUACCCAUAAUAAGUACAGUAAUGAUGAUGGGGGUAUAGUAUCAAAGAAGUUGAUGUUAUCUUUAGAGAAUUGAUGAUAUGUAACUAUGUAAGUGGUGGGAAAAAUGUAUAGUUUUGGAUGUUCAAAUCUGAGUGGUGUGUUGUUAG
Camelina sativa (false flax) is the source of this 1012-nucleotide messenger RNA. Lineage: Eukaryota; Viridiplantae; Streptophyta; Magnoliopsida; Brassicales; Brassicaceae. The record is from RefSeq and is a predicted model, not a curated record.